AUGAGCCACCAGUUCAGUUCUCAGUCUGCCUUUAGCUCGAGGAGCAGGCGGGCCUACAGCAGCAGGUCCUCCUCCGGCUUUGGCGGUGGGAGACAGGCUGUGAGGUCUGUGGGUCAGUCGCAGGGCAGGUGGGGUGCUGGCUAUGGGGGGGGCUUCAGCUCCAGGAGUCUCUAUAACCUGGGCGGCAGCAAAAGCAUCAUCGGGAGCCUAGUGGGGAGAAGCGCCAGCGGUUUCCACCAGGGCAGAGGGGCGGCAGGAGGAUUUGGAGGAGGGUUUGGGGGAGGAAGAGGCUUUGGAGGUGGUAGCUUUGGGGGUGGCUAUGGUGGAGGUAGCAGAUUUGGAGCUGGUUUUGGGAGUGGUGGAUUUGGCGCUGGUAAUAUGGGGUCUGGGGGCUUCGGUCCUCCUUACCCUCCUGGGGGCAUCCAUGAGGUGACCAUUAACCAGAGCCUCCUGGAGCCCCUUCAUCUGGAGGUGGAUCCCGAGAUUCAGAGGAUCAAGACCCAGGAGCGGGAGCAGAUCAAGUCUCUCAACAACAAAUUUGCCUCCUUCAUCGACAAGGUGCGCUUCCUGGAGCAGCAGAACCAGGUGCUGCAGACCAAGUGGGAGCUGCUGCAGCAGGUGAACACCUCGACCCGGACCAGCAGCCUGGAGCCGGUCUUUGAGAGCUUCAUCAGUCAGCUGCAGAGGCAGGUGGAUUAUCUGACCAGUGAGCAGUCUCGGCAGAACUCGGAGAUCCGGAGCAUGCAGGAUGUCGUGGACGACUACAAGAACAAGUAUGAGGAUGAGAUCAACAAGCGGACCAAUGCUGAGAAUGACUUUGUUGUGUUGAAGAAGGAUGUGGACGCUGCUUUCAUGGGCAAAUCGGACCUGCAGUCCAAAGUGGACACGCUGUACGCAGAGACCAACUUCCUGAAGUAUCUGUUUGAUAUGGAGCUGUCCCAGAUGCAGACUCACAUCAGUGACACCAACGUCAUCCUGUCCAUGGACAACAACCGCUCCCUGGACCUGGACAGCAUCAUCGAUGCGGUGCGCGUCCAGUACGAGCUGAUCGCACAGAAGAGCAAGGAGGAGGCCGAGGCCCUGUACCAGACCAAGUACCAGGAGCUGCAGAUCACAGCCGGGAAACACGGGGAUGACCUGAAGAACAGCAAGAUGGAGAUCUCAGAGCUCAACCGCAACAUCCAGAGGCUUCAGGCAGAGAUCGCCAGCGUCAAGAAGCAGAUCGAGCAGAUGCACGGGUCCAUUUCUGAUGCCGAGGAUCGAGGGGAGCGCGCUCUGCAGGACGCGAAGCAGAAGCUGCAGGACAUGGACGAGGCCCUGCAGCUGUCCAAGGAGGACCUGGCGCGGCUGCUGCGCGACUACCAGGCCUUGCUGGGGGCCAAGCUGUCCCUGGACGUGGAGAUCGCCACCUACCGCGAGCUGCUGGAGGGCGAGGAGAGCAGGAUGUCAGGGGCGCUGCAGAGCCAAGUGAGCAUCUCGGUGCAGAGCAGCCAGGUGACCAUAGGCGGCGGCGGCGGCGGCGGCGGCGGCGGCGGCGGCUCUGGCGGUUACAGCGGCGGCUACGGAGGAGGAGCAGGCUCCCGCGGGGGCGGCGGCGGCUACGGAGGAGGCGCAGGCUCCCGCGGGGGCGGCGGCGGCGGGAGCUCGGGAGGCGGCUACGGAGGAGGAGCAGGUUCCCGCGGGGGCGGCGGCGGCGGCGGCGGCGGCGGCGGCGCGAGCUACGGCUCCAGCAGCAGGAGCAGCAGCAAAUACGGCGGCGGCGGCGGCGGCUCGUCGCGCACGCAGAUCGUGCAGACCUCUACCCACAGCUCACGCAGGCGCGUGGUGGAGUAGGGGCUCCGCGCCGCCUUCUCCCCAGUCUCUCCGGCUCUCUCAACUACCUUUUCUCCCAGCGGGUCCCAGCAAGCUUCCAGGUCGCUUCACGCUAGGGGAGAAAGCAGGGCGCAUGUACAGCCUCCGUUUCCCGUCAAAGCCACAGACAGGCUGCUCCCUCAGGCACCCCUCCGCUUGCUCCUACCCCUGCCCCGGACCCGGGGGCCUUGUCCAUCAACGAAGAAAAAGAGCCUGGAGGACACCUUCGCUAAGGCCUCAGUCCCAGGCCCCCUUAAGCUGGGCAGUUCAUUGAACAGUAACCCCCGAGGCCUUCAUCCCUCCCUGAAGCCUCCCGUAAGGCAGUGUGCUUAGUGAGGGGACCUCUGAGCCAAGAGCCUUCAGGCCCCUGGCUCUGUGGCCUCACGCUGCCUCCCCCUGACAGCGGGGUAGGCUUGUUCUGAUUCGGUAGCUGUGCGUCUUGCCUGUGUUGACCUGUGUCAUUUCUGAGUCAACAGCCGCAGUCGGGCUGUCUGAGUGGGCAGGGGGUAAGUCCUUGUCCAAGGGAGGACUGUGCUUAGCAGUGUGUGUGGGGGGCCAAUCAAGUUCUCUCUCCGCCCUUCCCUCUUCCAGCAGGCCCCUGAGUUCGGAGCCAGCCCCUUCCCCAAGGCGCUGAAACACAGAUCACCCGCAGGGCAGCCCUGCUCCUGCAAGCAAGCGCCCCGGCCUGGGGAAUGAGAGGCUUGUUUGGCUUGUUGUGGACUGCUCCAGCCUUGUGCUAGUGUGGAAAUGGCCUGGGUUUUUGCAGGCAACCCCGACGCUCACUGCCAGACCUCCUAAGUCCCCUCUGUUCUGCGAUUCUGAACUCUCUUCCGGGCUUUGUCUCCUGAUUUAAAAUUUAAAGCACAGUUGUGGCAAACUCGCUUGACCCAUGCUGAGGGGGGCAGGAAGAGGAGAGCACCAGCCAAUGAACGUCAGGAGAGAGAGGGAACGGCUUUGCUCCCAGUCUCCAGUCCCUUUCACUCACUCGCUUGCUUAACCCCUGCAGCCUGAGUCUAAUUCCGCCAGGGAGAGCUUUUCUGUGGGUCCGCUGGGAGCGCUGUGAUGUCAGUCCCUGGUUGGAAGCUGUACUCUGAAGGGCUUAGCAGUUCUCGUUUUUUUCUACAAUAAAUUUUUCUGUGAUCUCA
Molecule: messenger RNA, 2996 nt
Organism: Psammomys obesus (fat sand rat)
Lineage: Eukaryota; Metazoa; Chordata; Mammalia; Rodentia; Muridae
Gene: Krt77
Product: keratin 77
Exons: 10
Coding region: 1-1833 (610 amino acids)
Biological process (GO): intermediate filament organization; keratinization
Cellular component (GO): keratin filament
Molecular function (GO): structural constituent of skin epidermis
Source: RefSeq, a predicted model, not a curated record